CGAUUAUAAUCGGCGCGCUUCGAGCUCGGCAAAGUUCGUGAAUGUUCGUAGGUUCGAUGGCUCGAUACACAAAGGGGGAGGAAGGAGGGGGAGGGGGCCUGGAUGAAGCUCCAUCAGAGGUGUUGCAACAGUCCCAACCGACGGAGCAGUCGGGUUGGGUGGUUAGUACGGUGUGGAGUGCGUGUAACGAAAGUAGAUAGAACACGGAACGUAAAAACGUGAUUACCGGUUGUCAUGACGUUUGCGUGAGCUUUGUGUAUUGCGAUUCGCCGCCUAAAAACAUGUUGAGUGAUAUCUGGUGCUUGAAUUCGCGAUGUACCGUCGGUGGUGUGACGGUGCAGUGCAAAUUAGUGCUAGUUUUGGUGCUACUCGCGAUCCUGCCUGAUGUACACACCGAGAAUCAUGGACCGUCCCCAGAUUUCAGCAGGCACACGUUGGUCAGACCGCGGAUCUAUCACGGCAGGACUAGGCGGCAGAUCUCCUCGACCAAAGAGAACGAUGUGGAACACGCGGACGUAUUGGUGGUAGGCUUGGAACUUGAUGGAGUGAAACGUACCUUGGACUUGAGAUUAAAUUCUGAUCUAAUUCCCGUUGGCUAUCAACAACGUCAUCAGCAUCGAGGCACGUACAAAGUGUACACUCCCUCGAAAGUCGAACUCUGCCAUUAUCAAGGUAGCGUUCGCGACCUGCCCGGCUCCUGGGUAGCCCUGUCUACUUGCAGAGGACUGCGCGGCGUUGUCUUCGACGGCGAGAACCUUCAUCACAUUCAACCGGAGCGGGAAUCUUUGGACUCGCAUCAUUAUGUCUACAAGCACAGCGAUCUCGUCGCCAAUCACACUUGCGGUUACGAAGGAACGUCGCACCAUGUUCUCGACCGCGAACAGCGAGGGAUCGCCGGCAGAAUCGCAAGGCGCAAGAGAGCGGCCGAGGCGAUUCGAGGACCCUACAACGCGAACAGGCAUUCACGAUACGUGGAACUGGUCCUCGUGAUCGAUAAGAAGGAAUACAUCGCUCUCGACGAGAAUUUGGACAGGGUUCAUCAGCACUGCAAAGAUAUCGCUAACAUUAUCAAUGCAUUGUACAUGCCGCUGAAUAUAUUCAUCGCGCUGGUCGGAGUGCAAGUUUGGUCGGACGCGGACGAAAUAGCCCUGUCUCCGAACGGGGACACCACCCUCUCGAAUUUCCUUCGAUACAGGAGGGAGAAACUGGUGCAAGACAUGCCGAACGAUAACGCCCAGCUGUUGACGCGAAUCACUUUCGAAGGUGGCGUGGUAGGGAAGGCGCUCAAGGGACCAAUAUGCACGUACGAGUUCUCGGGCGGCGUCUCGAUGGAUCACUCGAACGUGGUUGGAUUAGUGGCCGCGACCGUCGCUCACGAAAUGGGUCACAAUUUCGGCAUGGAGCACGACUCGGCCGAUUGCGACUGUCCCGAGGAGAAGUGCAUCAUGGCGUCGUCGAGCGGCUCGUCGGGUCCGAUCCACUGGUCGACCUGCUCCCUCGAGCACCUCGCGCUCGCGUUCGAGCACGGGAUGGAUUACUGUCUGAGAAACAAACCGCAGAAACUGUUCGACAGCCCGAUCUGCGGGAACGGGUUCGUGGAGCCCGGGGAGCAGUGCGACUGCGGGCUGAAGGAGAACUGCGACAACCCGUGCUGCAACGUGACCACGUGCAUGCUGCACGGGAACGCGAGCUGCGCGACGGGCGAGUGCUGCGACCUGAAAACGUGCCGGCCGAAGAGCGCGGGCACCGAGUGCAGGAGCGCCGAGCACGAGUGCGACCUGCCCGAGUACUGCACCGGGCAGAGCGAGUACUGCCCGGUGGACGUGUUCAAAAUGGACGGCGAGUCGUGCAGCAUGGGGAAAGCGUUCUGCUACCAGGGCUCGUGCAGGACCCACAACGAUCAGUGCAAACUGCUGUGGGGCCCCACAGGCACCUCGUCCGACGCGCAGUGUUACGAGAUGAACACGAAAGGGACGAAGCACGGGAACUGCGGCUACAACCGGGUCGAGUCGAGCUACGUCAAAUGCACCGGAGAAAAUCUUUUGUGCGGAAUGCUUCACUGCAAGCACUUGAACGAAAGAUUGGAGUUCGGUAUGGAGUCGGUGGCGAUUCUCAGCCACUCGUUCAUCAACAACGGGGGAAAGAUCAUACCUUGCCGCUCGGCGAUCGUCGAUCUUGGGUUGAAUCAAGUCGAUCCAGGCCUCGCGCCCGAUGGUGCCAAGUGCGCGCCCGGAAAGAUGUGCGUGAAUCAGAAGUGUAUGCCGGUGGCCGAUCUCCGCGCUUCCGUAUCCGGGGGGAAAGCUUGUCCUAAUAAUUGCGGGGGCAACGGAGUGUGCAAUAGCCUCGGCCAUUGUCAUUGCAAUCGUGGUUUCCGGCCGCCUGAUUGCACUCAGCCUGGCGUGGGUGGAUCCGAGGACAGCGGCCCGGCAGAGGAUCCGAACGCGAGAAACGAUUUCAUAAUGGCCCUGUACAUUAUCUUUUUGGGGAUCGUGCCCACGAUCGCUCUGUCCUCGUUCGGGAUUUGGUACGUGAGAAAUUCCGGGCAGAACUGGAAGAAGAGCAUGAUAUCAACGACCGAUCGCGGCCACAACGGACUGUCCAUCAAAACGAUCGAUCGUUCCAGUCCCUUGCCUCGUACCAUCGAAACGAUCGAUUCUAGUCUGAGUCAGGAUCCAGCUUGCGCGAGUUUGUUGCCGAAACCGGAUACCGACGAGCGUUACAACAAUAAUUUGUUCGGCCAGUUCAAAGGUUUCACGAUCACCCCGAUUAGGAAGCAAGCGAAGAGCCUCGAGCCGACCAAGCCUGCGCCUCCCCCGCCCACCAUCCCGACCGUAGCUAUUAAGACCAACAUCAAGCCGAUCCACCCGAAGAGCAACCCGUCUCGCGCCUCGUUGCUCAACCCGACGCCGCCGCCACCGGCUUCAACGACCGCGACCGCGACGACGACGAUGACGACGACGAGCUUCGACGAGGCGGCGCCCAGCCUGCCGCCCUUGAAUCCGGGAUGCACGGCCCGGCCGUUGAUCAGCAGCCCGGUGCUGGCCGCGACCACGUGCACCUCCGUCGAGCUGUCCGCGAAACUCGUCAACACCUCGGACGGGCCGACCAGGCCCGCCCCCGCCCCGCCGCUGCUCGACCCGUCGCAAAAGCCGCAGAGGCCGAGCAGCACCCCCCUGGCCAACGUGCUGGCGGAGGGCGAGAGGAAGGGGGGCACCCUGAACAGGAUCGCCUCGAUGCUUCGGCCGGGCUCGGGGGGGCUCGCGAGGGGCGGCGGGGGCCUGGCCGCGUCGCAGGCGUCGCAGAGGGACGCGGAGAGGGGGGCGAGCAACUCCCUGCCGAGGUCGCACCACCUGAAGGCGAGCAAGGUGAUGGACAAGGAGAUACUGAGGAGCUUGGAGAUCUCGAACCCGAUCCCGCAAAGGGAGAUCGAGAUCCCGACCCCCUCGAUCCCCGUUAUCCCCGAGAGGGGGGAGCAGAGGAAGGCGAGCGGCGGCGUGGUGCUGCGCGCCCAGUCGAUGAGGGACAGCAAGGUGACGCCGAGGCCUGCCAUCCAGACGUUCGGCUCGAUGCGCCACGCCAAUGCGGCCGCCGUCAAACGGCCCACCAGCAUACCGGCCAGCGCCAGGCCUACCACCGCGCCUCCCCCCGUGCCCCCGAGCACCGACGCGAAGGGAGCGGGCAGCGAGGGGGGAGCCAAGAUCCCCGGACUGCCCGGAUACCAGAAUCCACGGGUGAAGGGCGGGCAGCAGAGAGUGGCGGGAGCAGCAGGGUUGGACAACGCGUACGACGAUUGCAUGAACCUGGUCGCCGAGCCCCCGUUGACCAAGAUAGCCGAGGAGUCGCCGACCUCGAGCGACAAUAUUUACGCGGUGAUCGAGGAGGCGUUGCCCGAGAAGGGGAGGAGGGGCGGGGAGGGCCGGGUGAACGAGUACAAACUGCCGAAGCGGGUGGAGGCGGUGGCCUCGGAGCCGAUGGGUCUGCUGUCCGAGAUCGUGUCCGAGAUAUCGAAUCGGAACUUCGACUCGAUCUACUCGACCGCGAGUUUGUCGAGGAAGGUGGAGGAGGAGGAGGAGGAGGAUAGAGAGGAAAGGUCGAAGAGCGGGGAGGUGGAGGGAGGUUACAACAACGGGUCGUUCGGCGGUUACAUGAACUCGAGCCACUACAAGUCGCCGGGCUCGAGCAUCUACUCCAACUCGCCCUCGGCCAAGUUCAACUCGUCGAGCUCGACGACCAGCUCCGGCUACCUGAACCCGUCCGCUUUGAACGUGCCGCGGCAACAGGGCGACGACAAGUCGGCGUCGUCCACCUCCAACCUGAACGAGGAGAUAUCGAAGGAGCUAGGGAUGAAGGGGGGCGAGGAUGGCCGCAAAUCGGCCGGCAAACGCAGCUUCGGCUCGCAGCGGGGCGUUGCGAGGGAGGAGGAGGGGGCGCCGAAAGCGGGCCUCGGAAGGACGAAGACGCCGCCUGGCCUCGGCAAGGGGCAGUCGGCCGCGAGCAACGCGUCCAGGCCUAAAGUACAGUGUUCUGACGGCGGCUCGAAAGCGGGCGGUUGCGGGAGGCAAGGGGCCGACGCGGAGGGGGCGAAGGCCCAGCCGAGCGACAGCCCCGCGAGGCAGGACACCGCCCGCGCGAAUAACAGAUUAUCCCUGAAAACUGUGCCUUGUAGCCCUAAGGAUAACGGGGGAAAGUUGAACAGUCCCGACCUGGUCUCGAGCUGUUCCAAUUCUAAUCAAAUCAGUACAAAGUCGCCGGACGUGGUCAACGGAAACAAUCCAAAGGUUAAUUUGCAGCCGAAGAACGUCCAGAAAACGCCCACCCUCUCGCGGGGGGGCAGUGGCGCGAAAGCGCCCGCCACCCCCGUCAAACCGUUGAACAUUGCGUCGAAGGGGGGCGGCCUCGCGGAGAAGAGGAAGUCGCCGACCGGCGGCGCGAAUCCGAUCAAAUCGUUGCCCGCGAAGGAAUCGGGCAAUUCGAAAGUAGUCCCGCAAGCGAAACCCUGCUUGGGGGGCCAAAAGGCGGAGACGAAGGGCGGGGAGAAAACGAAUCCGGUGCAGAGGGCAGCGAGCGGCAAGUCGAACGUUGCCUCCCUUCAGCAAAAGUUCGAGGCGAAUAAGAACGCGAACGCGGCCGCGUCGCGGACGAUACCGAGCGUGCACAAAGCGCAGCGUACAGUCGGUAAAACGACCGAGACCGCGAGUGUGAAGAAAUAGAGAGAGGAAUGAAAAGGGAUGGAAAAAGUAGGAUUUCAAAUAUUCUAGUCUAUCGAUCAUAUUCGGAUGUUGAAACGCGAGAGAUGUGUGUAACGAUAUAUAUUUCCGUUCAAACGAUAUUUCUACGAUGUUAUUUUAUUUAAAAAAAAAAGAAAAAAAGAAAAAAAAAGAAAGACCAGCCACGGAAGGAAGUCUGGAGAGUCAUAAUAGUACAAUGAUAGAUCAACCGUUAGCUCGGGAAACCGAGCGAAAGAACCGGGAUUGAUCGGGUUAAAUUAGGAGAAACUGUCAGAAUACUGAGAGAGAGGGAGAGAGAGAUCGUAGGUUGUAUCGGGCGCAAAAACGACGCGACGCAAUAUAUUAUCGUUGUAAAUAUAGUAGUUACUUAAAAAUUCUAAUAUUUUUUGUAGAGAUUAUCCGUUAACGUUCGGAUGCAACAAGAGCGAGACAUUAAUCGAUCGUCGGGAUAUUUAUCUUAAGAGCAUUUUGUAAACGGAACAAGAGAAAACAGAAAUAAGCAACAAUUAUUUUCAAAAGUUUGAAAACUCGAUACCGCGAAAGGAACGCGUAAGAAAUUAUUGAAUUCUGUGAUAAUACAUGUAACGAGAGAAUAAUACAGAAACAUCGUAUCGUAACAUUAUUAUAAGUAGCAGAUUAUAGAUGCGACCAAAUCUAUCAUUUUAUAUAUAUCGUAUCGCGCGAGAGAGAGAGAGAGAAAAAAAAAGAAAAGAAAAAAAAACCAUUAUGAAACCGAAAGAAUAAUAUAAAUUAAAUUUUCGAGAGGAGAAAUUAGUUUCGAAUGGGAAAUCCAUAUCCAAGGAAAAGAAAAUCUCUAAUGAAACAGUAGCUCUUUCCAAAGAUUAACUAAGCAUCGUCGUUUAAAACAUCGUGAUUUUUCGUGAAUGCGAUCGUACCUUUCAGAUUCCUCCGCGAAUCAAAAUUUAGACGCGAUUAGCUAACGAUAAGAGAGCUUAAAUGGUAGUGUAACGCUAGAGUUUUAUGCUUUUAUGUUUUUGAAGUCGAGGCAAAAUUAUUUCUACGAUAAACCGACGUGUAAUGCCGAAAGUAGAAAUAUUUUUGUUUAAAACGCUGUAAACGAUCGUCCUUUUAUUUUCGCAUGAUUUUCUUUGCAUAUAAAAGUUGAAACACGAAUUUCGAACACCUUGGUGGUGUUCGUUCGCUAAAUAUUUAGCAUCGUUUAGAUUACGCAAAGAGACUAAGACGAAUAUUUAUUUGACUGAUCGAUGUAAAUAUGUUUAUAAUGUAAUAGUUGUAAGUAACAUUUUGUACAAUGUACCUUCGUGCUCGCUAAGUUAUAAUUCGCGAUCUACCUUUGAAACGCAUACAUGCGACUUCAGCAUUUAGCUUUUUCACGAUAUCUCGUUCGAUCUGUUGUAAACGGUGUAGUAAAAUUCACCUGAGAAUUAAAGGAGAGAAAAAAGAAAAGACGAAAAAAAAAAAAAUAAUAAUAAUAUGGGUUUUAUUGAACGAUACAGUUGUAACAUAUUUUUGCAUUUAUUAUUUCAACAUAGCCAUCUUUCGCGUAUAAGUAUUGUUCGCUUGUACGUCGCGAUGUUUUAAUUUAUACAGUUCCUAUGUACAGUCGUCUCGAUAUGUUGAAACAAUUUAGGGACCGCAACUCAAGUUCAAUAAAGCUUUGUAAUAAUCAUCUAUUCUUCGAGCAUCGUUUAUAAUCAUUCACCGCUUUUCUUCUUUCGACGAAAUGAUGUCGUAUGUAUGACUCUAGUGUAAAGACAAUCAGACGUUUUGCAUACGACUGUAAAACGGAAAGUGACGCCCUUCGAGAAAACCUUGGCCGUUUCAUAAGAACCGUUUUUUAGUAAGAUUUUUUCUUUUUUUUUUUUAUAGGAAAUACGAUUCAUUUUUAGAUUUCAUCGAUUAGAUUAUAAUUAGAUUUGUUAAAUGAAAUGUGUUUUUCAAAAACUCACGACUUACAAAAUAGCCUAACAAAAUUAACGGACAUUGGUUAUAUUGUUCGUUCAAUACCAAAGAUUACGUUACGUUCCAUGUGUUAAAGGGCCAAGAUAUACGUUAUCGUAACUACUUAAACGUUGUCUCAUAACUUGUAUAUUUCCUAAUGCAUAGUAAACUUACAAUAAAUUCUUUAUUCCA
Messenger RNA from Apis mellifera (honey bee), 7343 nucleotides. RefSeq lists its product as uncharacterized. The coding region runs from base 282 to 5210 and encodes 1642 amino acids. Lineage: Eukaryota; Metazoa; Arthropoda; Insecta; Hymenoptera; Apidae. Gene Ontology annotation, molecular function: metalloendopeptidase activity. The record is from RefSeq and is a predicted model, not a curated record. The transcript has 13 exons. Gene Ontology annotation, biological process: membrane protein ectodomain proteolysis.